Molecule: messenger RNA, 1181 nt
Organism: Copidosoma floridanum
Lineage: Eukaryota; Metazoa; Arthropoda; Insecta; Hymenoptera; Encyrtidae
Source: RefSeq, a predicted model, not a curated record
AGUCAAGCCGCUCCCGAGAGCGCAAGAAGGUACAGGAGCCAUUCGAUUGAAGAAAAAUGCCGUAUUUCACGAUAGUCUAUGCAGCUGUACAUCUGCUAAGCGUUACUGCUCAAACGGUCAAGCUACAAGCUGAUGAUAAUGGCAAUUCACACAUAAAAUCUGCCUGGAAGAACCAACGUUUUGACCAAAGCAUUACGCGUAAGACCUGCUAUAGGAUCUACGAUCAGGACGAAUUGAGCUGCAGGAUCGAGCUGAUGAUGGAGAACGACCACAAAAAGCAUUGUGACGUAAAAAUCGGAGUACCUAACAGAGAGAACCCUAUCUGGUUCUCUUUGAAAUACACAAACAUGCUCAUGGAAAACAAACUCGUGUUGCAUUGGAUCUUUAGGGGCAAGGAGCAGCACAAGUUGGUCAGCAUACUCGAUAUGGACAAAUGUGAUAGCGUCACUUCAGAUUUUCCUGUGGACGUUUCGCCACUCGAUGAACUGGGACAAAUAAGGAACCCUAACUUUAAUGUCCUCGUGUACAACGAUAGCUAUCACGUCUCGAUUGACAGCAAGAAAAUAUGUGGUGAGCAACACAACCCGUGUACCAUCCGAUACAACCAUGAAGGUAAGCAAAUAAGCCAGCCCAUCGCUUUUCCCUCAAAGUACUUCAAGACAGCUAUGGUCGUGGAUAAAUUCAAUUCGAGUAGUGGUGGAUUUUUCAUCAACAUUAAGCUUAUUCGCGAAGGGAAUAAAGUAGGCAUUCUGAUGAAUGUCAGCUACGUGAGCCACGAGGGUCUUGAGACGAAGGUGCUGAGAAACCACUUUACCGAGUACAUAUACAGGCGACACUCGAUGGCGGAAUCGAGCGAACACGGGUACUUUUCGUUUUGCAGCAACAUCGCUUCGUACGAUGACACUAGGGUGCAUUGUUUUCAAUACGAUACCAAAGGUCAAAAAAUAAUGGACAGCAGAUUCAUUCUGGAAGAGGAUCAUGAUCAGUACUUUAUGCUCAAGGUGUUCCCUCUGCGUCACGGUGGCGUUGUCAUCGUGUACUACAACUUAUAUCGACUGAUCAACCAUUUGGAGACGGAUACAGGAUAUUGCGUUUACGUUGCCUACCUGCAUCAGUUUGACCAAAAUGUUAGCACAAAGUACGGCCACAAGUGCUUGAACAAAAUUACUAGAGCGUAUUAG